GUAGCGCGGUGUUGCAUGGGUUCUGCGGUGCUUAGGGCAUACGAGUGUUUAUAGGACCCAACACUACAUUGCAAUACAGCAUUUCAUCUAAUUGACAGGAUGUAUGCCAGACGUGCUUUACAGUUCAUAAGUUCAAGCCAUGCUUCGAAAAGCAAGAAAUGCUUGCGAAUAAGCCAGAGACUUCUCUCAUGCGCAUCUACUUCAUUAAACAAGAAGGCUUGGGAUUUGCCAGAGCGUGAUCUCGUUGACAGGAAACAGGAGAAGGGUCACAUCGUUCUAGAUAUUGCUAAAGUGAAGCGUGAGCCAUUUCUGAAGGAACUUUUCAAGGCAAAUUUUGAUCAAGAAAUGCUAUCAUUUCCUGAAGUUUUGAAUAAGGAGCAAGUAGAUGCUUUGGAUGAGAGGCUUGUUUCUUUAGGCUACAGGAAUGAGACAUUCCAUGCUGAUCCAACAUUGGACACACUUCAGCUUGGUGGUGUUUUUGGGCUGGAGGUGCCUGAUGAGUAUGGUGGUCUUGGGUACACCAUGACUGAAGCAGCAAGAGUGCUUGAAGCGGUCUCAGCCAGCAGCCAUUUUCAGACUGUGCUGGCCCAUAAUUUUCUUGUACAGGCACUGUUAAAGGCCGGCUCAGCCGAGCAGAAGGCGCGCUUCCUGCCGCGGCUGGCACGCGGCGAACUGACGGCUGCUUUCUGCUGUGCCGAGCCGGCCGCCUCCUCCGACCUGGCAGGCCUGCGCUGCAUAGCGCGUGACGACGGUGAGGCUGGCCCUCUGCUGCUGAACGGCCGCAAGGUGGGCGUGUCGCGUGGCCGAGCCGCCGACCUCCUGCUGGUCAUCACCAAUGCCCAGGAUUACGACCAUCUGGGUAACCAGAUGCAGCACCUGUCGGCCAUGAUUGUGGAGAAGGACGCCGGCGGGAUCACGUACAGCACGUGCGACCCGGGCCUGGGCGCCGACCUUUGCGACUUGGAGUUCCGCGACACGCCCGUGCCGCGCGAGAACAUCCUCGGCGAGGUAGGCUCCGGCCACGCCGUGCUGCUGCCCGUGCUCAGCCACGUGCGCACCCUCUACCCCGCCCAGCUAGUCGGCUCGCUGCGGUCGCUGGUGGCUCUGACCACCGAGCACUGCCUGCACCGGCCGGCGUUUGGCCGCCACCUGGCCGACUUCGGCCUGACCAAGGUGGCACUGGCCGCCGUCAACCGCGACCUCUAUCUCAUGGAGAGCCUCACUUACGUCACGGCGGGAAUCUUCGACCUGACCGAGAGUCCGGACUACAUGCUGGAGGCGGCCGUGUGCAAGGUGACCGGCUCGGAGCUGGCCCAGCGCGUGGUGGACCGCUGCCUGCGACUGCUCGGCGACAAGGGCUACUACCGGCGGGAGGAGACGGGAGACACGGCCGAGCGGUACCUCCGGGAGACGCGGGCUGCUCUCCGCUACACCGGCUCUAACGAGCUGCUCCGGCUCUUCAUCGCCCUCGGAGGUCUGGAGCACAUCACCCCCGCGUACGCGGAUGAGGUGACGAAGAUGCGGAACCCGAUGCUGUUUCCUGUCCACGUGCUGAAGCAACUGGUGGGCUCUAUGCGAGGGCGUCACAGGAGUCCCCACCACCCGCUCCACCUGUACGCUUGCCUCCACCCCAGCCUCAAGCUGCAAGCGGACGAGCUGGAGGAGUGCUCGCACUUGUUCGCCGACUCGUGCCUGGAGGCGCUGGAGCGGUUCGGCGCCGACCUGAUGAACCAGCAGCCGGCGCUGGCCUGGCUGGCCGACAGCGUCGGUCAGCUGUACGCCAUGACGGCCGUGCUGGCGCGAGCCUCGCGCAGCUACUGCAUCGGUCUGCGUGACGCCGAGACCGAGAUGGCGCUGGCGACGUCCGUGGUGAUGGAGGCGGCGGACCGGAUCCGCCGCAACGGCCAGCACCUGGAGCGCUCCCCGCUCGCCUCGCCGGACUCGCCGCUGCUGAGGGCGGCCGACAUUGUGCUGGAGCGGGGCGGCUACGCGUCGGCCCACUCGCUCCACCGGACCUACUGAGCUGCCUGGGCACUCCUCGGCCGCCGGCCGCGGCAGGCGUGACGGGUGUGGGCGUGAGCGGCCGCGCUCGGUGGUGAGGAGCACCACCUGCCCGGUCAGGCGUGCAAUGUCUACCGGGUGUGGCCAGGUUAGAGUGACGUGUGUGUUACGCCGCCAGCGGAAUCACGAACAUACAGCAUGCAUAUGAGCACCGGCUGAGACGUACUCACGGACGUCUCGCCGGAGCCGCCGAGUGUGUGCGGCCGUGCCGCUCUCGGUCGGCUGUGAGGUGUCGGACGUCGGACCCUGCGCUUCAGCGAGCCGCUGCGGGCGAGAUCGGGGCACCGGCCGGCAGAUACGCGGCGCAGCAGGACGGGUCCGGUGGCGACGCCGCGCCGAGGGCGAGAGAUGCCCCCGGCCGCCAGAGCUCGGGCUCCGGCGGCGCCGGCCGGCCGGGGGGCGCGCGAGCUGGCCGCAGUAUGUCGUGAGGCGCGCGGCGUCAUGGUUCGUCCUGCUGUCUGAGAUCACUGCAGUCUUGUCAGAGUAUAGUGUUGCCACUCACCAGUGUCUGGUGUUGCAGAGCAGUGGGAUAGAUAGGGAGAGAGUGAGCAUUUGCUGUGAGCUUUGGUAUAGCUCAGACGGCAGCAGAGAAACUGUUCUUCUCAAGACAUGAUGAACAGUCCUCUACAAAGAUCAUCAACCGCUGUCGCGAUGGAGGUCAAACCGAUCCUUCUCACCUCAUUUUUCUUCGCCACGCUACUUCAACA
Messenger RNA from Pollicipes pollicipes, 2768 nucleotides. Its product is annotated as complex I assembly factor ACAD9, mitochondrial. The transcript is spliced from 11 exons. NCBI's taxonomy places the organism in Eukaryota, Metazoa, Arthropoda, Thecostraca, Pollicipedomorpha, Pollicipedidae. The record is from RefSeq and is a predicted model, not a curated record. Gene Ontology annotation, molecular function: acyl-CoA dehydrogenase activity; flavin adenine dinucleotide binding. The coding region runs from base 100 to 2022 and encodes 640 amino acids.